This is a messenger RNA of Alexandromys fortis (reed vole), 551 nucleotides long. RefSeq names its product chromosome unknown C10orf105 homolog (gene CUNH10orf105). The record is from RefSeq and is a predicted model, not a curated record. NCBI's taxonomy places the organism in Eukaryota, Metazoa, Chordata, Mammalia, Rodentia, Cricetidae. The transcript has 2 exons. The coding region runs from base 99 to 485 and encodes 128 amino acids.
CCUGUUGCUCACGGAUAAUACAGCGGGCUGGUACACCUUGGACCUCCUGGGACAGCUGAGCGGCCUUGCCACUGAGAAUACAGACCUCCAAGGGCACCAUGAACACAGGGGGCUCCAGCCUCUCCAGCCCUCCAACCUUCCUUACGACUCCGGCCACUUCUGGGACUUACACCCAGGCUGCCGACCCUGUACCAGUUCUUAUCGCCCUGGCCUGCAUUUUUCUGCUUUUGGCCUCUUGCCUGCUAUUCAUGAUGCUGUGCAAGCCCACUGCGCUGGACCCUGGCCGUCAAGGGGCCCGGGAAUACAUGCCACAUCACCCAGGGAGCCCCAGCGAGCCCAGGCUCCGGCUCUGGAAGCGCCUGGGCUCGCUACGCCGAUCUCUGCACAGCUUCCGGCGAGGCAGGCCUGCUGCCCAGCAGUGUCCUCUGCCGGGCCUUGAUGACCAGCGAGGUGACUGUGACUUCACUGAAGCCACUGAGAUGUGAUACAGUGGCCAUCUUCAUACAGGCUAACCUAAGACCUCUGAUGGCUGCCUCUGUUGGAGCCUGGCA